CGUUCACGGCGGCAAGCAACGGGCAAUUUCGAUUUCCGCAUUAAAAAAAUGGGGCCCCGCUUUUGUAUCCACCCCCGCUUAAACCGCGACAAUUUCGCCCCCAUUUCUUUACGGGGCGCCGCAUUAAUUUAAUAUCCCCGAUAAUCUAUUUUAUUUCUUUUUUAAUUGGGUAAUUUACAUCGCCCCCCUCCUUUUUUGCCUUUUGUUUUGGCUUUUUAUUUCGCCCCUAUUUCCGUCCCCUUUUUGCUCUCUCCUCGCUCACUUGGUUUCUGGCCUUCCUCGCCUCCUCAAGCUGCAAGUUUGGAUUUUUUUUUCGUCCGGGGAAUUUUUCGGAGGAAUAUUUGUUGAUUUUUGCGUGUUUUUGAGUUUAUUUUUUGGGGGAUUUUUGGUGUAAUUUUUUUUGUAUUUUUGAGGGGGGCGCUUAAGGAGGGAGGAGGUGGUGGGAGAUGGGGCUUGUGUGUGAGAGCUCCAAUGGCGAGAGCUCGUGACGCCAGCCCUAGAACUAAGAGGGAGUGGACGCGUGCGAGGUGCUGCGUGCAUGGAGGCCAAGUCGGGAGAAGCGAGUGCUGCGCCUGCGCCUAUGGCCGCAGCGGCAGGUACGGCGCCGCCGGAGGUGACGGUGAGCUUCCAGUCGCCGGCGCCAGCUACGGCGCCUUCAGCGGAGAAGGGUAGCUCCAGCGGUGUGCUGGUGUCGCCGCCUACGGGGACGGCGACGGUGGCGGCGGCGGGAGGGGGUGCGCUGGCGUUGGCGCCGGUGUUGAUGAAGGUGGCGAAGAAGAGGGGGAGGCCGAGGAAGUACGGGCCGGACGGGAGCCUGAUCCGCCCGCUGAACGCGAUGCCGAUCUCGGCGUCGGCGCCGAUGUCGGCCGCCGUGGCGGCGGGGACGUACACGCCGGCGGCGGCGGUGGGCGCCGCCAUGAAGCGCGGGAGGGGCCGGUCUUUCGACUUCGCAGCCGCGGCCGUCGCGGGCAACCAUAACCAGCACCACCACCAGCAGUUCGGCUUCCACUUCGACUCGCUGGGUGACACGGUGGCAUGUUCUGCUGGUGCAAAUUUCACUCCGCAUAUAAUUACUGUUGCUCCUGGUGAGGAUGUGACAACGAAGGUUAUAUCAUUUCUCCAACAAGGACCACGAGCUAUUUGUAUUCUCUCUGCAAAUGGUGUGAUAUCAAACGUUACACUUCGUCAGCCCGAUUCCUCUGGUGGCACAUUGACUUAUGAGGGACGCUUUGAGUUGCUGUCCUUGUCUGGAUCCUUUAUGCCUACUGAAAAUAGCGGAACAAGAAGUCGAUCAGGUGGGAUGAGUGUGUCUCUUGCCAGCCCAGAUGGGCGUGUAGUGGGUGGUGGAGUUGCCGGCCUUCUGGUGGCAGCAAGUCCUGUUCAGAUUGUUGUUGGAAGCUUCCUGCCAAGCUAUCAGCUGGAGCAGAAGAACAAGAAGCCGAGGGUGAACACAGCACCCGCCCUUGCCCAGACCGCUCAAGCUGUUCCGAUCUCUAGUGCGGAGACCCACAGCACUGAGCAAGGGCUGCACAGCUCCGCGGCCCAGAGAACAACGAACAUUGUAACCUCACCAUACAGUGCAGACCAGAGCUGGGCAUCCCCUGCCCAGCCAAUGGCCGAGGCAUCUACGACGCCUUCAGGUGAUCUGAAGGUCACUGCCUCUGGAUCGUGAACCUGAAGCCCUGCCAGAGGGAAUUACACUGACCGGGAAUGGAGUUCUCAGUCUGCUGCCCCCGCGGUGGAAUAUCCACGCCUUGGCUCAUUUCUUCCUGACUUGUAAAAGAUGUGCCUGCAAUUCCACCAGGUUGAAUUCUAUUUCAGGCAGGAGAGUCUAACUGCAUUUGCUGUAGCUGUUCGACGUUAGUUUCACUUGUACCACCCCUUCCUUCGGUUUUGUAACACCCUUUGUCUGAGAGUGUAGUUACAGUUUGUGCUAGCGUGUCUUAGGCAUCCUUGGAUUAUUCUGCACUGUAUCUCUAUCGAAUCCCUUAAAUUAGCAUGACUUGGAGAUUCUCUAUC
Messenger RNA from Phragmites australis (common reed), 2019 nucleotides. RefSeq names its product AT-hook motif nuclear-localized protein 1-like. Bases 539 to 1672 code for a protein of 377 amino acids. The record is from RefSeq and is a predicted model, not a curated record. Gene Ontology annotation, molecular function: minor groove of adenine-thymine-rich DNA binding. The transcript has 5 exons. Lineage: Eukaryota; Viridiplantae; Streptophyta; Magnoliopsida; Poales; Poaceae.